UAAGAAACUUUGAAGGGGAAUCUUCUAAUAUGGAGUUUGUUAGAAAUGAGGUAGAUGCAUUAUACCAUGAAAUGGUAGUUGAUGCAAUGGGUGCACAGUCUGAAUACAAUGACGGGCCAAUGGCUGAGGAGCCAAAUAGUAAGGCAAGAGAAUUUUAUGAUCUCUUGCAUGUUGCAGAAGUUCAUAUAAGUGCUGAGGGACAGGAUGUUACAAUACUUUUAUGGAUGGCAGAAAUACUAAACAUGAAAACUCUUUAUAAUAUGAGUGCUGCUAAUUGGGAAAUGGCAUUAUCAUUGAGUCAAAAGUUGUUGAGUCUAGAGGACCAAGAAAAGGUGCCAAAGGAUUUCUAUAGUGCAAAAAAAAUGAUAAAUGUGCUUGGACUUGGGUACAAGAAAAUUGAUAUUUGUGUCAAUGAUUGCUUCUUGUAUUAUGAUGAGCAAAGUAAGAAUUUAACUGCUUGUCCAGUGUGUGGAGAAUCUCGUUAUGAGCCAAGGAAUAUGUCUGCUUAUAAGCGACUAUACAUGUCUAGAAAAACAGCAAAGCAUAUGACAUGGCAUUUGAAAUGCCAUGAGGAUGCGGAUGAAGUUAUUCAUCCUGUGGGUAGUGAGGUAUGGAAACACUUUGAUGAAACCCACCCAACAUUUGCUGAUGAACCUAGAAAUGUUAGCCUUGGCCUCUGUACAGAUGGUUUCAAUCCAUUUGGUUGCUCUGCAAUGCCUUACUCUUGUUGUCUUGUUUUUCUUACAGUGUACAACCUUCCUCCUGAAUUGUAAUUGAUACCUCAAGAUGAUGGAACAACUAUAAAACCCAAUGCUUCAUAUGUUCUUACUCGAGAGCAACGAGCUCUUAUCUGUCAGUGGCUGAAGGAAUUGAGAUUCCCAGAUGGAUAUGCAUUCAAUAUAGCACGAUGUGUUUACAUGCAGGAACUUCGAUUGUUUGGGAUGAAAAGUCAUGAUUGUCAUGUAUUCAUGCAACGUCUCUUGCCAAUUGCUUUCCAUGAUUUCCUCAUAGAAGAAGUUUGGGAUCCCUUAAUUGAGAUGAGUAACUUUUUUAGAGCUUUAAUUGCUCCAAUUAUUCAAUUUAAGACAACGGUGCGUAGUGGAAGAUAUGAGAUUGAUUCUCGCCUUUUGCCUUUAGUAACUAGCCCAGUCAAUAACGUUAGGUGUGAGUGGUAUGAUAUCAACAAAGGCAUUGUGGUCCAUCCGACAUCUGGUAUAGUUGACAUAAAUCCUCAGUUUAAAUUACAAACAGAUGAACCAUUCAUAUUGGCUAGUAAAGCUCAACAAGUGUUUUAUGCCUGUUAUCCAUCUCAAAAUCCUUGUAGAAAAGGGUGGUUUGCUGCAUGUAAGAUUAGAGCAAGAGCAAUAAUCGACACUUCAUCAUUGAGUGACGGUGGAAAUAUUUAUUAUCAAGACGAUGAUCCUCCUAUUCCACAAUUGGUGCAACCCUCGACUGUUUUAAAUGAUCAUGUUUCAUUAGCAUCUCAAGGGGGAGAACAAGUGGUGAUUAGUGAGGUCAUGCAAUUACCAUAUGUGACAGAGGAAGAAUGUGUGGGUGAGGAUGAUGAUGAAGAGGAAGAGUUUGAUGGAACGAAAACAUCGGAAGAAGAAGUUCCAAAUUACUUAACCAAGAGUGAUAGUGACUAAAUGUAUCUUAUUUGAUUUUUUUAAUUAAUUGAACAAGAGAUG
Rubroshorea leprosula is the source of this 1688-nucleotide messenger RNA. The record is from the annotation of a GenBank genome assembly. Lineage: Eukaryota; Viridiplantae; Streptophyta; Magnoliopsida; Malvales; Dipterocarpaceae.